Molecule: messenger RNA, 393 nt
Organism: Linum tenue
Lineage: Eukaryota; Viridiplantae; Streptophyta; Magnoliopsida; Malpighiales; Linaceae
Source: the annotation of a GenBank genome assembly
AUGGCUUCCGGAUCGGCCGCGGCGGACGGGUUCUUCAGGAAUUGGGUCUUCGAAGGCUCGCUGUCGGGCGCCGACUACGGGAUCGAGCGGCGGCCGUACCACCGCAACUGCAAGUGCGCGCUCCACGAAAAAUCCCGCGACGGCGGCGGAGGCGGAGGUUGCGGGAACUGCAAGAACACCGUCUCGUAUAAGAUCCGCCGCUCCUGGAGCGAGGGUUCUCUUGCCCUGGCGGCGGCGGCGACGUCCGGUGCUGGAUCCGGAUCGUCCCCUUCGUGUUCGUCCAAUUCGUCUCCUCACGCCGCCGGGCACGGCCUUCCUCCGUCGCCGUCGUUGCAGGCCCUCGCGCGGAGUAUGAGCAGGGACGAUCUGGCGUCUUACUCCGGAAGCAGAUGA